ACAUUUUGCCUUCAGUUUGGUCCACAGUCCCUAAGCCAGAGUUUCUUGCCGUGCGACACCUUGAUUGUGAAGUCCCCAAAGGAUGAGAAGAGGGACCUUAAGCCCCGCAGGCCCCACCUCAGAGGAGGAAGCAUCACCGGGCACAGGAGGGUCUCCUUAUGUCCUCCAGGCCGGGAAUAUCCGAGAAUUCUUGGAAAUGAUGCCAGGAGACCAAAUCAAACAGGAGCCCGAGGAGAGCUCCCUCCAGUUGUGGGAAGUUCAAUGGCAGGAGUUCCUGAAGACCGUUGAGACCCCCGAGCCAGACCCAUUUUCAGAGAAGUCUUCCCCGUGGGAUGACGCCAAAGCCUUCCUGGCUUCUUUUGAGCAAGUGGCCGAGGCCUGUCGGUGGCCCAAGGAAGAGUGGGUGACCCGCCUCACGCCGGCCCUCAGCGGAGACGCUGAGCAGGCCUUUCUCAAGCUGCCCGCCCGACACAGGGAGGAUUACGGGGUGGUGAAGGCGGCCAUCUUGCGAGGGGACACCUUGAGCCGGGAGAAGAUCCGCCAGCACUUCCGGCAGUUCUGCUACCGGGAAGCCGAGGGGCCCCGGGUGGCGUAUAUCCGACUCCAGGAGCUUUGCUGCCAGUGGUUGAAAUUCAAGCACCACUCCAAGGAGCAGAUUUUGGAGCUGCUAAUCUUGGAGCAGCUGUUGACCAUCUUGCCACCCCAGAUCCAAAACUGGGUUCGGGAACGUGGGCCGGAGACCUGUUCCCAGGCAGUGGCCUUGGCUGAGGAUUUCCUCUCAAAGAAACAAGGGAUCCAAAGACAAGAAGACCAGGAGGGUUUCCCGGAGACAGGCAGGAGCUCCUCCGAAGGAGACCUUCCUCCUCCUUCGAUCCCAGAGCAAAGUCAGCUUUGCAUCGAGACUAAAAAGGAAGCGGAUGAUGACGACGAUGACACUCCCAGGUUUUUUGGGGGGUGGGGAACUAUAAACAAUGGUGAAGAAUGCGUUCCAGAGGGCUCCAAAAUGGGUUGUCCACUCACAGCACCGGUCUGGAAGGAAGAGGACAGCCUUUCCCAGUGUUGUAUGCAGGAAAAUGUCUCAGCGAGUCACGAAAAGCCAGAAUAUCCUCAGGAAUCUGAUCUGGUGGAGGAACCAAUGGACUCAGCUCCUUGCGGAGAAGUUUGCCAAAUCAUCAGUGAAACUACAGCUACGGUCCCCAUUGGAAUGGAGUCCAGAAGGAGACGAAACGCCUGUGGGUCAUAUGGGAGAAGCUCCAGCCUCCCUAUGAGAACUCGCACAGGAGGUAAACCAGUCCGAUGCCCGAUCUGUGGGAAAUACUUCCUUUGUAGCUCAAAGCUUCUCGUCCACCAAAGAAGCCAUGUUGGGGAGAAAGCCUACAAGCGGUUAUACCUGUAUGGAGGCCAGCACAUGUGCCCCACUGACCUCCAUGCCAAUUGUCCAGGCCAGGCUGCCAUGUUCCACAAAAUGGUCCCUCGAAUGCGUGGCCAGCGGUGGGAAGGCAAGGAGGUCGUGGCCUUGCUCAACGGGAUCAAGUCCAGCCCUGCUCUGGCCCUGUUCAUGAGCAGCAGCUCCCAGAGGGGGCAACAACACUGGGAAAAAAUCAAGGACCAGCUCCAGGCUCAAGGAUACACCCGGAACAUAGACCAGCUGAGGUCGAAAUGGAAACAGCUGAAGACAGACUUUUUCGCAGCCGGCCGACCUGCGGCAGAAGGAAAAGAGAGGCCGCCCAUUAUACCACCUUAUUUCAAUCGGAUGCGGAGCGUGUGGGAUGCAGCUGGGAGGCCCCCCUUCAAAGAUCGGCACCUACCAGCCUCUUAUCGAGCCCGAAGGCGUGAGCUAGAGAGACGUGAGGACGAAGACGGCGACGUGAUAGCGCAAGGCUCUUCUUGCUGACAGAGGGAGGGAAGAUCCAGAAGUAUCCACCAACAACCAUUGGUGCUGUUGUGUGCAUGGUUGACAUACACCAGCAACAGAAAGAUGCAACUGGGGAAGCAUUCUCAAGAGCAUGAUUGCUUAGCAUAAAGACAAUAGAACCACCACCAUAAUUAUCACCAGGGCAGGUCCUCUCACUGGGCAGGGUGAGGCAGAUACUUCAAGCUCCUUCAUCCUGGUCGCAGAGCCAAUGUUGUUGGAGGAGGAGGCGGUUGUGUGCCAAAGAGUGUGCUUAGUGCCUACUAAGAUACACUGUCUUGAAGUGCAGGGAAGGAUAGUCUUUUCUCUAAUGAGGAAAUUCAGUGGCCAGUCCAGUUGGUUCCUACAAGGGUUAUCUGUAAAGUAAGCUUACAAAUACAAAGAAUGAAUAUAUUUUCGUAGAUUGUAGUAUAGGCAUUACCAUAUUUUCCCACAUAAUCACCAUUCAGGUCCAUACAUUUCGUCAUCCGUGGGACAAGUUUUGAUGCCUGUGUGAUAAAAGUUUCCCGCCACCUUUUUCA
Molecule: messenger RNA, 2433 nt
Organism: Anolis sagrei ordinatus
Lineage: Eukaryota; Metazoa; Chordata; Lepidosauria; Squamata; Anolidae
Source: RefSeq, a predicted model, not a curated record